GUCGGUACCUUUUAGAGGAUUAUGUCGUCUGUUGUGUAGUAAAUACUAGAAAUUGAAAUCGCAAGAAUUCAGUUCUUAUCAGUUGAUUAGAUUGGUGCUAAAGGUUCCUUGAAAAGUAAGUAAUUUCGAUCUUUCUUAUUAACUGUUUUGAUCUAAAACGAUUCUUUCUUCAUUUAGAGCCGUUAAAAACUAUUUAAGAUGAUGGUGAACAACAACAAAACUCAGUAAAGCAGAUAAAACCAGAUUGGUUUUCCAGAUUUUUUUUCUAUUGUUCAGAAUUUUUGAAUAAAUGAUACGCUUGUUUAAACUCUAAGCUUGCAUGGGCCUGAAAUUCAAUUGAUCAUAGACAAGAGAGGAUAGAGAGUGAAACCAAUAAAUGAGUACUAUAAAAUACAUAUAUUAGUAACAACUUCUUGUCUCAACGAAACCAAAAAAAAGUUUAGUUCUCAAAAUUUUUUCCAACUUUGAUUCGGAUGUCGUUUCAAUAAUUUUCAGUUAUACCCUCUUUUUUUAGUCAUGUAUCGACAUAACAGAAAAAGGGACGUUAUUUGAUAUAAAGAUUUUGAUAUGGGUAUUUCAUUCUUUAAUCUCGUUUUGAUUCAAUGAAGUAUUUUUUUAUGAAAGAGCUACCCCACCGUUGGACAGUGAUCAUGGAACGUUACACAUAUGUUGGUAUUUCAAUAAAGAACUGACUGGUACCGCUCAUGGUCCAUAAUGCAUGAGCGUACUUUAACCGAGUCAAUAUUUUCCUGUAUUGUUUACCUUUUGCAGUUAUGAGCAAUUCGUGUAUGUAAAUUGUUUUGUGUCUUGCGGAAUAGUUGACUUGUAGCUAUGGUUACCGUAAGCGCUAAUCGAACAAAGAUGGGCAGAAGACAAAGAAAACGUGUCCUCAAAGCUUACAAUGUCUCUUCUAUUAAUCUCAUUUAAUCCUUCAUUAAGCCGUUUUUCAUCAGUAUGAUACUCCUUUGGGAAUCACUUAUGGUUGCAUCAUUUGAAUUCAUUGGUCUGUGAGUAAACUCAUCAAUUUGGAAGAAGUCAUCUUCAAAAACAUUGGUGCAGCAUUUCGGAAAUUAUAAAGAUUCCACGAACGCUGAAAAUUGACAAAGAAACUACAUGUAGACCAAGAAUAUGUCUUUAAAAUAGUCUUCUUGCACCAGUGUGCCUUUUGCAUAAUUUGCUUUAUUUUGGCAUUCUUUAAGAGGCUCUCAACAACGGAACUAUAAACAAAGAAAGUUUAAAGAAGCCACAACUUAAAGAAGUCUGAGAACAUCCGUGCAAAUGCAACUUGAAAGUGAUAUCUUAAAGCAAACAUGAGGUUUAAUUUUAUAUUUUCAAGGAACUUUUGAAGAGCGCACGGAAAAAUAAAUCACAGAGCUGUACGAACAGUACUUAAAGAUUUUGAUCUCAUAGCGGAAAACCACGUUAUAGUUUUGCGAUGGCUUCUCGAGAUACAGCUUUACAGAGCUCAAUUGCCUUUCUUCAAAUUCAGAAAAAUGCGAAUUUAAAGAGAUCUACCUCGAUGAGUGAAGAUGUGUUCCGAAUUUUUCGUCAGACAGGGCGACGAAUUUCUUUGAUUCAGCAACAGGUGGAGAGGGAGCGAUGUUCUUACUUAAAGGAGUCCUACACGGAAAAAAACCAGCUUUAUAAAGAACUCGCGCAUAUUUUCCAUUCCAAGAGAGCAAUCAGGUCUCAACAAGGGACAGAUGUUCUUUCCUCGACAUCCGCUCCUCAAAAGAAACAUUCACAAGCUAGUUUUGGGGAGAAAUCAAAAGAGGCAGAUCUUGGCAAUGGUCACAAAUGCAAGUCCGUGAAGGAACUUCGUUCGAUUAAUGUUAACGUAUUAAAAAGAUGCGAGUGUUGUCGCCGUAGGGCUUUUCGAACCAUUGAGGAAAAUGAUGACGACGAAGAUAUUUUUGAUGAAGAAGCUUUCCAAUACGAGAGUCAGUUGCAAACGCUCGAUGACAAGUCAAGCGACAAGGCGAAAACUAAAGCAGGCAGAAAGAUAAGCCAGAGUUCUAGGUCUUCAAACGAAAAGAAUGAACGUAAAUUGGGUAAAAAGAAGACUGCACUGGUGCAGUUUAGUAGGUAUGACGAUAUUCGAAUGCCAGCUGCCACUCAGAGAGUUAAGGCAGGAAUAUGGGCUUUGAAAAAGCAGAAUGGUGGGCCUGAUGAUCAGAAAAAACAAAGUAAGGCCGUGCGUUUUGGAGGAAAUGAUUCGACGGUGGAAAGUCCUUCAGUUCAAAGAAAGACCUCGUCUGAUACUCCUGCUUCGACUGCGAGACCAACACUUAAAUCCCGAGCGAGUAUAAAAUUGGAAAGUCAGAACAACAAAGGUGACAAACUACACCUUGAUGGUAACGCAUGGUCCACUCAUGUACAAGACCUUCAUGAGAAAAAGAACAACAAUAACAAUGCAAUUAGCGGCUUGUCGAAGGCGUAUUGCGCGUUUAAAAAGCUCCUUAACAAGAUGGAGGAUGAAUAUCAGGCAAAGCAAGUGAAAGAGGACGAAAUGAGGCCUGAAAGUCGAAUUGAACUACCAGGUAGUCGACCAGUUUCGAACAUAUCAGGGAGCGAUUCAAGAUGGGCCCCUUUGCGUCGAAGUUCAGACUCGCUUUCUGUUCGUUUGAACACAUGGACAACGGGAAGCCUCGAGCCCACCUCCAUGAACAGCUUCGAGGAAAAUUGCGAGGAAGAAGUCCGGGAAGGGAAAGGCGAGAGUGUGAACAUUGGGGAGGAUGAGAAAGAUGAUGGUUCCUUACAUGAAGUGUACAUUAUGCAACACCGUUAGCUGGUAAAUGACAAAAACCACAACAGAGACUUAAAUUAUAACUGGAUACUGGUUGAAACUUACAGGACGUGAAAGGCACUUGGCAAUGCUGAUCAUUUAAAAAGAUAUCUCAUUUUGAGAAUUAUUAAAUAAUUGUCUUUGGAGACUUAAUUCUUUGCUAAGGAGGACUUUUAUUCAUAGAUUUUUCAGGCCAUUUUGAAUGCCUAUAAAAGAACUUUUCAAGCAGUAACGAAUGGGUAGAUUCAUUCAGGAGAGAGUUAAAAUAUUGCAAUUAAUUGCUCACAAUCAAAACCAUUGAUAACCUUCCUUAUCUGGAAUAUCGUCAGACACAGUCAUGUGUACAUCUGUAGCUAAA
Pocillopora damicornis (cauliflower coral) is the source of this 3143-nucleotide messenger RNA. RefSeq lists its product as uncharacterized. The record is from RefSeq and is a predicted model, not a curated record. Lineage: Eukaryota; Metazoa; Cnidaria; Anthozoa; Scleractinia; Pocilloporidae.